This is a messenger RNA of Equus quagga, 762 nucleotides long. RefSeq names its product translation initiation factor IF-2-like. The coding region runs from base 1 to 762 and encodes 253 amino acids. Lineage: Eukaryota; Metazoa; Chordata; Mammalia; Perissodactyla; Equidae. The transcript is spliced from 3 exons. The record is from RefSeq and is a predicted model, not a curated record.
AUGGACAACGAGGAAACAGAGGCUUCGAAGUUCCCUGUGGAAGAAGGGGACAGCCAGGAACUUCCCCGGCCUCGGCCGCGCUCAGAAACGCCCGAGCCGGCUCUUCGCACGCGCCCGCCGUGCUCCUCCCGGGGCCGCGCCGCCGCGCCGCCGCGCCUGUCCUCAGACGGCCUCUGCCUCCCUCCGCCUCCCCCGCCCGCGUGCCCUUCAGCUGGUCCCUCAGCCCGGCCGACGCGAGGGGAGCAGGGCGCGCGCCGGCAGUCGGACGACGUGCGCGAGACGCACGGCCCCGCGCGGAGCGCCGGAAGGAGCCCGGCCGGGGCCCCGCGCGUCGCUGGUGGGAUCGCCCGGCCGGGCGAAGAGUCGCCACAACAAACGGGAACAAAGGGGGCCGGCCGAGAAGUUGGCAGGGGAGACCGGGGCGAGGAGACGCGGCCGGGGCAGGCGCCGGCGGAGGCGGCAGGCGGAGCGCCGGCCCGGUUCGCCGCCCCUCAUCGCGCCCGCAGCCCGGCCACCGCCCCGCCCGGAGCUCCCGGCCGGAGUCGCCGGCUGCCCGGCCGCCCAGCCCGGCCGGCCGCCGCGCCUUCCUUCCGGGCGGCCACCGGCUGUCCCCAGCCCGGGGUCCCCAGACAUGGCCCUCCUCCGCUUCCCCCCGCGGGUCCCCGUCGCGCCCCCUUCCCGGGUCUUUAUCAAACUUCCCCGGCCGCGGGGCGCUGGGACGGGGGCAGCGGCAGCGCCAGCCGGGCGGGCUCUGCGGAGUAA